AUGAAUUUACAGCAACUAUCAUUAUCAGAAGCGAUCACUAAUGAGUCAUUGGAGAUAAAUAGUGAAACUGUCAACCCCAGAACCAUUAGAAAGUACAAAUCUGCAAAUUUCGAAACUCAAUCAAUUUCAAAUUCUGAUCGAUUGAUAUUUUACCUUGCUCUUAUCUUGGCAUUGGUUAGUUCGGCCAAUAUAUUUCGAACAAAGUAUUGCAUUGAAAAAGUUUUCGAUGUAAAUUCAUUCGCUCAACUAGAAAGCGUAAAUUUACUUACAUUUGCAGAUCUUGAUAUUACUUAUGAUGUAUUUUCCGUUUAUCUUACAAUAAUUCGUAAUGGUUUAUAUUUACAACACAAUGAUAUUUUAAUUCAUAACCUGACAAUCAGUUUCGAUGAAUUAACGACAACCCCUAACGAUUUAUUGCAUGAAGCAUUCGAAACUCGAGCUUAUUUUCCAUUAAACAGCAAAAUAUCCCGACCAAUUUUUUUAAUGCGAGGAUAUGAUCAGCACAUUUCUAGGAUUCUAUUUCAAGAUUUCAUUACAGCUGAUUGGCGAGGAGUCACGCAAAUCGAAAUGAAAAUUUUCGGAUAUGUCGGAAUUAUUAGUCAAAUGAAAUGGAUUACUUUCGGAAUAGCUGUUGGAGCCAUUCUAUCAAUAAUAGAGAAUUACUACGAAGCUAAAAAUGACAAAAAUCUAUUAUUUUCUAAUUACGAAUAUUUCCUCAUUGGAGGUAUUAUUUUAGCAUUGAACCCUCUUAGGCUUAUAUCAAGUGACUUUGAUGUAUUACAAAUUUACAUUGUUUGCUCACUUCUUUUCAAAUUUAUCUUCAAAACAUUUCAACUUAUUUAUAUCUUUAGGCUAUCUUUCCACCAAACAGAGAAUCCGAAGAUUAUUAUGUUUGUCGUUGUUUCGUUGUGUACAUUGAUGGAACUUCUUACAAAUAACCAAGCAAACAUAAAAUACGUUAGAUUUGACAUAAAUCCGACACAUUUCAGUACUAUUUCUGCUGCUUGUGAUGUCGUAUAUAUGACAUUGUUAAUAGCUUUUGUUUUGAAAGGUCAAAUUAACCCAUUUAAUGUUUCAUCAUUAGUUUUGUUUAUUAUUAUGUUUAUUUUGAUUGGAUUUAUAUCUAUAUUUGCAAAACUUUCGUAUUUAUUCCUUCCUUGGCAAUUUAACUUUUUCGGGAAUUAUAUUUUGACUAAUUUUGAGUUGUUAUUCGCACUUUUCUUGGCUACACUUCCUCCCUUCAAACGAGAUGUUAGAAGUGUAAUUGGAGCUAUCAAAUCAUCGAAUUUUGAUCAAAAUGAACAAUAA
Messenger RNA from Trichomonas vaginalis G3, 1308 nucleotides. RefSeq lists its product as uncharacterized. NCBI's taxonomy places the organism in Eukaryota, Parabasalia, Trichomonadida, Trichomonadidae. Bases 1 to 1308 code for a protein of 435 amino acids. The record is from RefSeq and is a predicted model, not a curated record. The transcript has a single exon.